Messenger RNA from Sapajus apella (tufted capuchin), 1693 nucleotides. RefSeq names its product zinc finger protein 506-like. The record is from RefSeq and is a predicted model, not a curated record. Gene Ontology annotation, biological process: regulation of transcription by RNA polymerase II. Gene Ontology annotation, molecular function: DNA-binding transcription factor activity, RNA polymerase II-specific; RNA polymerase II cis-regulatory region sequence-specific DNA binding. Lineage: Eukaryota; Metazoa; Chordata; Mammalia; Primates; Cebidae.
CAAUCACGCACCCAGCUGGAGCGAACUGAACGGCUUCCGGGCUUGGCGGGCCUUUGUCUCUCGCUGCAGCCGGAGCUUCAGGUUUCGUUUUUACUGCUCUGUCCUCUGCUCCUAGAGGCCCAGCCUCUGUGGGCCUGUGACCUGCAGGUAUUGGGAGAUCCACAGCUAAGACACUGGGACCCACUGGAAGCCUAGAAAUGGGACCAUUGCAAUUUAGAGAUGUGGCCAUAGAAUUCUCUCUGGAGGAGUGGCAUUGCCUGGACACUACACAGCGGAAUUUGUAUACAGAUGUGAUGUUAGAGAACUACAGAAACCUGGUCUUCCUUGGUAUUGUUGUCUCUAAGCCAGACCUGAUCACUUGUCUGGAGCAAGGAAAAAAACCUUUGACUGUGAAGAAACGUGAGAUGAUUGCCACACCCCCAGUUAUGUGUUCUCAUUUAGCCCAAGACCUUUGGCCAGAGCACAGCAUAAAAGAUUCUUUUCAAAAAGUAAUACUGAGAAGCUAUGAAAAAUGUGAACAUGACGAUUUGCAGUUCAAAAAAGGCUGUAAAAGUGUGGAUGAGUAUAAGGUACACAAAAGAGGUUAUAAUGGACUUAACCAAUGUUUGAGAACUACCCAGAGAAAUAUAUUUCAAUGUGAUAAAUAUGUGAAAGCCUUUAAUAAAUUUUCAAAUUCAAACAGACAUAAGAUAAAACAUACUGGAAAAAAACCUUUGAAAUAUAUAGAAUGUGGAAAAGCUUUUAACCAGUCCUCAAGCCUUACGACACAUAAGGAAAUUCAUACAGGAGAGAAACCCUACAAAUGUGAAGAAUGUGGCAAAGCCUUUAAGCAGUUCACCAACCUUACUAUACAUAAGAAAAUUCAUACUGGAGAGAAACCCUACACAUGUAGAGAAUGUGGCAAAGCUUUUAACCACCCCUCAACCCUUUUUUCACAUAAGAAAAUUCAUACUGGAGCGAAACCAUACAAGUGUAAUAAAUGUGGCAAAGCCUUUAUUUCUUCCUCAACCCUUACUAAACAUGAGAUAAUUCAUACUGGAGAGAAACCCUACAAAUGUGAAGAAUGUGGCAAAGCUUUUAACCGUUCCUCAAACCUUACUAAACAUAAGAGAAUUCAUACUGGGGAUAUACGCUACAAAUGUGAUGAAUGUGGCAAAACCUUUCCUUGGUCCUCAAGCCUCACUAAACAUAAGAGAGCUCAUACUGGAGAGAAACCCUACAAAUGUGAAGAAUGUGGCAAAGCUUUUACUGCAUUCUCAACUCUAACUGAGCAUAAGAUAAUUCAUACUGGAGAGAAACCUUACAAAUGUGAGAAAUGUGGCAAAGCUUUUAACUGGUCCUCAACCCUUAAUAAACAUAAGAGAAUUCAUAUUGGACAGAAGUCCUAUAGUGAAGAAUGUGGCAAAUCUUUUAAAUGUUCCUCAAGCCUUAAUAAACAUAAGAUAAUUCAUACUGGAGAGAAACAAAGAUGUGAUGAAUGUGGGAAACCCUUUAACAAGCCCUCAACUUUUACUAAAUGUGAGAAUUUAUAUGGAACAUAAACCCUACCAAUAUAAAGAAUAUGACAAAGACUUAAGGAAGUUCUCAACCCUUAUUACACAUAAUUCAUGCUUGACAGAAACCCUACAAGUGUGAAGAAUGUGGCAAAGCCUAUAACAAGUUUAACAAGUUCUCAAUUCUUUUUUUUUUUUUU